Fopius arisanus is the source of this 1573-nucleotide messenger RNA. Its product is annotated as mitochondrial basic amino acids transporter-like. The coding region runs from base 416 to 1486 and encodes 356 amino acids. Gene Ontology annotation, biological process: mitochondrial L-ornithine transmembrane transport. Gene Ontology annotation, cellular component: mitochondrion. NCBI's taxonomy places the organism in Eukaryota, Metazoa, Arthropoda, Insecta, Hymenoptera, Braconidae. The record is from RefSeq and is a predicted model, not a curated record. The transcript has 3 exons. Gene Ontology annotation, molecular function: high-affinity L-arginine transmembrane transporter activity.
UUGCUCCCCGGAAUCGUUGGAAAGCAUCAGUCCAUGCUCGUCGAUCAGUAUUCAACUACAACUAUCACAGUUUAGUCCAUUUCAUAUCCGUGCUAUUAAAAUAACAUUGUCUUUUCCAUUUUUAACAAUCUAUUAUUGUUAGAAUGAUUUUGUAUUACUUGAAGAACGGUGGACAUUAUUCAAUAGUGAACUUUCUCUCUUAAUCAUUUCGAUGUCCAAAUAGUGAUUGACUCUCGGUUUAUCGGAUUCAGUAAACAAAGCAACGAAAUUUUGUUAUAAUUUUUUCAUUCACUUUCAUGGAUUCCGGCAAAUAUUACAAAUCAUGUUUAAACGUAAGCGUUAAACUUAAGAAGGCAUUUUUGAAUAAAAAAUUGGGUGCUAGCGAAAUAUCUUUUGGAAGUGUAAAUAUACAAGAAUGGCACUUGACUUUACUGCCGGUUGUCUUGGAGGGUGCGCCGGUCUUGUGGUGGGAUAUCCUCUGGACACAAUAAAAGUCCACAUUCAAACACAGGACAGCAGAAACCCUCGUUUCAGGGGCACAUGGCACUGUUUCCGAUCAAUUCUAGCCACAGAAUCGAUAACAGGUCUUUAUCGAGGCAUGACGUCCCCAAUGGCCGGAGUAGCCUUCAUAAAUGCCCUCAUCUUCGGCGCAUACGGUGAAGCUCAACGUCACUCCUCCAGGCCAGACGACCUUUCAACUCACUUCCUAGCAGGGGCAGCAGCGGGUCUUGUUCAAUCCCCAGUGGCAGCCCCCCUAGAGCUCACUAAAACCCGAAUGCAGCUGCAAUCCCAGGGAUCAUCCCAGCGAUCAUCCUACGGAGGACCACUCGAGUGUCUCAAACAUAUCUACAGGCAUUCAGGGCUGGCAGGUGUUUUCCGAGGACUGGGAAUCACAGCCCUCAGGGAAGCACCGAGUUACGGAAUUUAUUUUUUUACAUACGAGGCUCUCACCAGGAGCGAAUCAGCCACUCCAGAAUCAAUUUCGACAAUAACGAUGCUCAUCGCUGGUGGACUCGCCGGUACAGCUUCCUGGGUAUUUACUUAUCCAAUUGAUGUGAUCAAGUCGAGAGUUCAGGCGGAUCUACAGCAGAGGUACCUGGGAAGCAUCGACUGCCUGAAAAAAUCCAUUAGAGAUGAGGGCAUCUCCUGUCUCUUCAGGGGCCUCAACUCCACCAUUAUACGGGCUUUUCCUACAAAUGCCGCUACGUUCGCCGUUGUCCAUUGGACUUUCAGAUUAUGGGGAGAGGAAAAUCACCACAAAAAGCAAGAGAGCAACCAUGGCCUAGGAGUCACUACACUGGGCGUCGUCCAAGAGACUCAUGAGUGUGUCAGCAACAAGUGGAGUACUUUCGUCAAUAUGUGGACUGGUGAUGCCUACGCUAAUUCUUUUUUUCUGGCCAUCGCCAGGGCUAAUUCUCCUGCUGCAAAGGAUGGCGGUGGUGGAGGGAAGGGUAGUAUUGUUGAAUCUGAUACUGCUACUUCAUGAGAUUUACUCUCCCUCGCCUAUUUAUAUUUCAAUGCUUUUUUUUUGUAAUUAAAAGGGACAAAAAUCUCAUUUAAAUUUUAAAACGAA